Lodderomyces beijingensis is the source of this 871-nucleotide messenger RNA. NCBI's taxonomy places the organism in Eukaryota, Fungi, Ascomycota, Pichiomycetes, Serinales, Debaryomycetaceae. The record is from the annotation of a GenBank genome assembly.
AUGGCAGACAGGUAUUCGUUUUCAUUAACCACGUUCUCACCAAGGUAUGUCUACUCAUAUAUAUGCAAUUGACCCGCGACUCCAAAUUUUUUGUCAACCGUCGUUGUCGUUGAUUCAUUUUUUGACCCAGAUCCUUAUACUAACAUUUCAACAACAUGAUAGUGGGAAAUUGGUCCAGAUAGAAUAUGCUUUGAACGCGGUGAAACAAGGGGUAACAACAAUAGGAAUCAAAUGCGACAACGGGGUGAUUCUCGCCACGGAGAGAAAGACCACUUCUGCGCUUCAAAAAAACAACGUCAACAACAAAGUCGAGUAUAUAACGCCAAACAUUGGCAUGACAUAUAGUGGAAUGGGUCCAGACUUCCGUGUUCUCGUGGAUAAGGCGCGUAAGUUGGCUCAAUCGAACUACAAACUAAUCUACAACGAAUAUCCGCCUGUGCGUAUAAUGGUUCAAGAGAUAGCCAAAGUGAUGCAAGAAAGCACCCAGUCGGGAGGAAUCCGCCCCUUUGGUGUGUCUUUGCUUGUUGGUGGCUACGAUGAGUAUCUGGAGAAGUUUCAAUUGUACCAGGUUGAUCCUAGUGGCUCGUACUUCCCCUGGAAAGCUACCGCUAUAGGGAAAACCGCCAACAGCGCCAAGACGUUUCUUGAAAAGAGAUGGAAUGAGAACUUGCAGUUGGAAGAUGCUAUCCAUGUUGCUUUGUUGGCGUUGAAGGAAAGUGUUGACGGGGAGUUGGUUGGUGAGAAUUUGGAUAUUGCUGUGAUCAGUGAUCCUCAACAGCAGUUGUUGGGUUUUACCGGUACGAAUUUGGAAGGACCAAGGUUUAGGAAAUUGAGCGCUGAGGAGAUCAAUGAUACGUUAGACUCGUUGUAA